Messenger RNA from Electrophorus electricus (electric eel), 7144 nucleotides. Lineage: Eukaryota; Metazoa; Chordata; Actinopteri; Gymnotiformes; Gymnotidae. The record is from RefSeq and is a predicted model, not a curated record.
ACACUUGUUUGUCUCCGAAAAAAAGACGGGAUGGAAAAAUGGGUUAAUAUCUUAGUGGAAAUUAGGUUCCUAAAAACGCCAAUGAAACAUUAAACACACUUAAAUUAUAAUUGGUGAAUACAGUAGUUUUAAAAUACUUUAAAUCUUUAUAAUUAGUCUUUUCACUGCAUCGUACCUACACUGCGGUUGAUGUGACCCGAUUUUAGGCGCAGUGAUAGCAUGAAAAGGAGGGGGCAUCCGCGCUCGUUUUCGGGGAUGAAGAAAAAAACUACACGUGCAGUAGAAAGUGAACUGCAGUAUAAGAUUGAAUGGUCCAGUAGAGGAUACGGGAUGACUUGUUAUCGGAUUUCGGGAUAUUUGAUGAUGAUUUCCUUGAGUUAGUUGCAAUUGGACAAUGGUUGAUACGGUAAACAUGGAGAAAACGGAUGCCUACGUCGCUUCUUCGCACCACCAAGCUUACAUACAUAUAUCAAUCAGCAACCGAAGUCUUUAAGACCAUGUGGAGAAUAAAGAGAAUGAAUUUCAUUACCAUUUUAUUUCUGUCACUUUUGUUGUUUUGCGCACUGGCAAGUAACAUCUAUGAGAGGUCAUUGGUACCCAGAGCUGCAACCCGCUCCGUGGCCCGAAUGGACGGUGAUAUAAUAAUUGGAGCUCUUUUUUCUGUACAUCACCAACCGUCGGCGGAAAACGUCGCUGAGAGGACGUGCGGAGAAGUCAGGGAGCAGUAUGGAAUUCAACGGGUCGAGGCGAUGUUCCACACACUGGACAGAAUCAACGCUGAUCCGGAUCUUCUACCGAACAUUACUCUGGGCUGUGAAAUCAGGGACUCUUGCUGGCACUCGUCAGUGGCUUUGGAACAAAGUAUUGAAUUUAUAAGGGACUCUCUAAUUUCAAUCCGUGAUGACAGGGAGGGAACAAAGUGGUGCUUUGACGGGCCUCCAUCCAGUCAACCACCUGCCACUAAGAAGCCCAUAGCUGGUGUGAUCGGACCAGGCUCCAGCUCAGUGGCCAUUCAGGUUCAAAAUCUAUUGCAACUGUUCAACAUCCCCCAGAUUGCCUACUCUGCCACUAGCAUUGAUCUGAGUGAUAAAACCCUCUAUAAGUAUUUCCUCAGAGUGGUACCCUCUGACACACUACAGGCCAGGGCCCUUCUGGACAUUGUUAAACGCUAUAACUGGACUUAUGUAUCGGCUGUGCACACUGAAGGGAACUAUGGUGAGAGCGGGAUGGAGGCUUUUAAGGAGCUGGCUUCCCAGGAGGGCUUGUGCAUUGCUCACUCUGACAAGAUCUACAGCAAUGCUGGGGAGAAGCACUUCGACCGCCUGCUGCGGAAACUUCGAGAGCGGCUGCCCAAGGCACGAGUGGUGGUGUGUUUUUGUGAAGGCAUGACUGUCCGCGGCCUCCUCAUGGCCAUGAGACGCCUUGGUGUAGCUGGAGAGUUUCUCCUCAUUGGAAGUGAUGGCUGGGCGGAUCGAGACGAGGUGGUGGAAGGCUAUGAGCAGGAAGCAGCAGGUGGCAUCACCAUGAAGCUUCAGUCUGAGGAGGUCACAUCCUUUAAUGACUACUACCUGAAGCUGCGCCUUAAUACGAACACCAGGAACCCAUGGUUCGCUGAGUUCUGGCAACAUCGCUUCCAAUGUCGCAUCCCUGGACACCCCCAGGAGAACAGGAACUACAUGAAAAACUGCUCAGAAGGUGACCUAGGUUAUGAGAACCUUGAAGAGAACUAUGUGCAGGACAGUAAGAUGGGUUUUGUCAUCAAUGCGAUCAACGCUAUGGCUCAUGGUCUCCAUGACAUGCACGAGUAUCUGUGUCCUGGCUACAUGGGCCUGUGUGACGCCAUGGAGACUAUCGACGGCAGCAAACUGCUGGAAUUCCUGCUUAAGACUUCCUUUACUGGAGUGUCCGGGGAGGACGUGUGGUUCGAUGAGAAUGGAGAUUCACCUGGCAGGUAUGACAUAAUGAACCUGCAGCAUGUGGCUCCUGGUGUGUAUGACUACAUCAACGUGGGUUCCUGGCACGAGGGCAUCCUGAGUAUUGAUGACUUCAUGAUCCAGAUGAACCGGAGUGAGAUGGUGCGCUCAGUCUGCAGUGAGCCCUGCUCCAAAGGAGAGAUCAAGGUGAUCAGGAAAGGAGAGGUGAGCUGCUGCUGGAUCUGCACAGCCUGCAAGGAUAACGAGUAUGUCCAGGAUGAAUUUACCUGCAAGGCGUGUGAGCUGGGCUGGUGGCCUGAUGAAGAGCUGCAAGGCUGUGAGCCCAUUCCCCUGCGCUAUCUGGAGUGGAGCCAUGCUGAGUCCAUUGUAGCAGUGGUCUUCUCGUGCCUGGGCAUCCUGGUGACCAGUUUCGUUACCUUCGUCUUCAUCCUGUACAGAGACACGCCUGUGGUAAAGUCCUCCAGCCGUGAGCUCUGCUACAUCAUCUUGGCUGGGAUCUUCCUGGGCUACAUAUGCCCCUUUACUCUCAUAGCCCGGCCUUCUGUGGCUUCCUGUUACCUGCAGCGCCUUCUGGUGGGCUUAUCGGCCUCCAUGUGCUACUCAGCACUGGUCACCAAGACCAACCGCAUCGCACGCAUCCUGGCCGGCAGCAAGAAGAAGAUCUGCACGCGGAAGCCACGAUUCAUGAGUGCCUGGGCCCAGGUGAUCAUUGCCUUCAUCCUCAUCAGUGUGCAGCUCACACUGGAGGUGACACUCAUCAUACUAGAGCCCCCGGAGCCAAUAAAGUCUUACCCCAGCAUCCGGGAGGUCUAUCUCAUCUGCAAUACCAGCAACAUGGGCAUGGUGGCGCCGCUGGGCUACAAUGGCCUGCUGAUCCUCAGCUGCACCUACUAUGCCUUCAAGACACGCAAUGUUCCAGCCAACUUCAACGAGGCCAAGUACAUCGCCUUCACCAUGUACACCACCUGCAUCAUCUGGUUAGCUUUCGUGCCCAUCUACUUCGGCUCCAACUACAAGAUCAUCACCACGUCGUUCUCGGUGAGCCUGAGUGUCACCGUGGCACUGGGCUGCAUGUUCACACCCAAGAUGUACAUCAUCAUUGCCAAGCCAGAGCGCAAUGUUCGCAGUGCUUUCACCACGUCAGACGUCGUACGCAUGCACGUAGGCGAUGGAAAGAUCGCCUGCAGGAGCAACAGUCUCAUCAACAUGUUUAAGCGCAAGAAGAAUGGUCCCGGAAGUGCAAAUUCUAAUGGAAAGUCUGUGUCAUGGUCUGAACCAGGUUCAAGACAUCCUCCGAAAGGAGAUCACAUGUGGCACAGACUGUCUGUGCAUGUGAAGAGACAGGAGGCCGGCUCCAAUCAGAUGGCUGUCAUCAAACCUCUAACUAAUACCUACCAUAACACAGGCCUGGAGUUCUCAGACCUAAGCACCAAGACUCUGUACAAUGUAGCUGAGGAGGAUGAGGGUGACCCAGUCAGAUACAAGCCCCCAGUCAGCACUGCGAUGAUCGCUCACAGGCAGGCGCCUGACAGCAAGCCCAUGAACGAAGGGGCUGUGGAGCAGCAGUUUUACACCCCUGAGCAGCACCUGCCACACAAAUGCAUCCUCCCCCAGCAUGCUACUGUAGACCACCUUCAGGAGGUGGUGGGCGAGCUCGGCUCCAGCAUGUCCGAUCUGGAUGACAUUAUUAACAUGCCUGAGCCAGACACAGGGAUGAGGCCUGCGUACCCGCCCCUCAUCCUCCCAAACCAGCAUGGCCCUUACUCGAAGGAGCUUGUCUCCCCACUGGAGGAGGAGGAGGAAGAGGAGGAGGUUGAAGGUGAGCAGUUUGGUCUCCUCCACGGCUACAUGUAUGACAAUGCUCAAAUUCAUGACGAGGAGGACCUGGCGCAGAUUAAGCAUGUGAUGGGGGACUCUGUGGCCCUCAUGCCUCCCUCCCCUUUUCGGGACUCUGUGGGUGCAGGCAGCCCCAUUCCCAACUCCCCUGUGUCUGAGUCCAUCCUGUGCACCCCGCCGAGUGUCACAUACGCUUCCGUCAUCCUCAGAGACUACAAACAGAGCUCCUCUACCCUGUGAGUGAGCUUGACAAAAAAUACAUUAAAAAACAAACAAACAAGGAAACACAAAAAUACUAGCCUCAUCAAAGUACCAGAUUAUCUGGUGUGUCUCUGGAUUGUAAUGUAAUAAUCAAAUAUGCAAAAUCCAAGCCAUCCUUUAAGGGAUAGUUUUUUAUUUUUGUUUUUUUCAAGUAUGUUCAAAGAAAAAAAUAACUUCAGCAUUUGAAUAAGUACAUUGAAUGCAUUUGGAAUAAGUGCUUGUGAAUUAAGUCUUUUUUUUCAGCGUAUUCUUGGACAUGCUGACAACAAAUACAUUAUCACUUCCUACCAGGCUACACAGUUUAUGUCGGAUUUUAUCAAAUGUUCAAAUGGACUCUCAUAAAUAUGUAUGAGUGUGUAUGUAGUGAUAAAUGAUGAUUUAAGUAUUAUUCAUUAAAUGCCAAAACUGUAGCAAGUAGAAUAUGUCAUCUGAAUCUGAUUUCUACAGUCAAUGCAACUUUUCUAAAUUGAAGUUUAAAUCUUUAGUUAGGUAACAUACCAGUAUUAAACAUCAUCAUACUCUUAAAACAGCACAAGCACUCUUGUAAGAAUACUUUAUCAUAAACAUAUGCAGUAAUCUAGGCAUAAAUUAAUAAAAAUACAUAUAUAGAUAGAUAGAUAAAUAUCAGAUGCGUGUUAAAAUGUAGCAGAUGUGUGUUAAAUGCCAUGUCAAUGUUAUGAUGCUUUUAUUUGUCAAAGCAUUUUUGUAGUUUGUUUUUUAUAUAUAUUUUUUGUGAGAUCUGUGAGUGUUUAUAACAUUACUAUCCUGUACAGAAUAAUAACUUGGAUGUUGCCGUUUAUUUAUAAAAUUUAUUUAAAAAAAAUUGAUCAAUAAAUUUAGUCUAAACUCUAUAUGUAGCAAAUUAUAGACUGCGCAAUUUAAAUGGUCAUAACCCCAGUAGAAUACACCGUAAUAUCAAAUGUUCCUUUGCACUUUAAAGCUUUUACCUGAUUUUUUCUUUUUGUCCUUUUACAUACAAUGUUGUGUAGACUGUUCUGUCUACUAUAUAAUUUCCAAAUGAAACAUGUUCUCUCCAUUUUCUAUGCCAUGAGAUCUUCAUACAGUCAGUGUGUUAUAAUAUUUAGAGAAGCACUUUUGCUCUACAGGGCCACCGACGGCAGUUUCUCCAGAAUGUAGCUUUAAUCAAUUGUGUGGCAGACGUUCUCUGCAUGCUGAUGGUUUCAGAGCAUAGACAGCAUCAUCUUUCGAGUUAUGACCAUUUAAGUCACAUCCAUAUUUAUUAAAAAUUGUUCUAAAGUGUUAAGUGAACAUAGAAUAUUGUCUUGUAUUUUGCAAAAUUUUAGAUAAUUAUUUAUUAUUAUUAUUGUUGUAUAGUAUAAAGUUUUUUUUUUUUCUGGUUCACUGCAAUACUGUUCCCUGCUAGACUUAGCAGCAUCAAAUAGGCUUGAUUAGCACAGCAGUAGUAAGAUCAGUGUGAUGCUGUUAUAAUACUCUGCGCAUACUGUACUAUUACGCAGGAGUCAAAAGAUAGCAAGCUAACUUAAGCUUGCAUUUAAGGUAAUUCUGACUGAUCUUAGAUCUACUUAAAUGUAACCCUAAGUUAGCUCUCUAACCCAUAAAUACAUCUUUGUAGCAUAGCAUAUCCCUGUUGUCUUAAAAUCCUUGCUUCCUAAUAGUCUGUAUGUAGAUGUAUAUUAAGCCUAUGAUAAGCUUUGUGUUUCUUCAGAUAGAUAAAAUAUGCACUGUAUGUUUGACCACUAAUUAGUUUAAAACAUACAAUUAUGUUUUCUUAGUCAUGUUAAAUUAAAUACUAUAUGUUUUUGUAAAUGUGUUCUCAGGGUUGUUAUUGUAUAAAAUUUACAAUGUUUUCACAAAAAAGGUGAUAAAUGUUACUGAUUGAUUACAGCAAUAUAGCACAGAACCUGUGUGCAGAAAGAUCAUUUGAUUACAUUUGAUUUAAUUUGAGUACAUUUGAUCACAUUUGCUCUGUUUUACUGGUGCAAGAGCCAUACCUGUAGCAGAUUGCCAAUAAUGGAAACAAUUGAAAUGAUAAAAAUUCAUUUGCACUAAUAAUGGACUCUAGAUAUAUAAAGCACCUAUAUCAUUCUCAUACUUUCUUUAUUUUCUCACUUGUAAUUAAUAGAAAGCAUAGCCUACAUACUGAAAAGUAUGUAUUACGGAAAUCACAUUGCUAUCAAAAGAAACAGGACACAGGACAAUAUGUUUACAAAUGAUCAUUCAUAUGGCCACUGACUGAGACUAAGAUCACUGUUACAGAAUAUAGCUAUGAGAUAUAGCAGGUAUCGAGAUAUAGCAGCACUUUACCUACGUUUACAUUUGCAUUUAUGGCAUUUAGCAGACAUUCUUAUCCAGAGCGACUCAAUUUUGUAAGUCACUCUGGAUAAGAGCGUAUAAAUCUAAAUGUAAAUGUAGGUAAAGUUGGCCCAUAGACGCUUCCUGACUGAUAUGCAGCAGUGUUUUAUAAAAAGCAAACUAACACAGUGCUUAUUAUAUAAGAGUAUCCUUGGGCUACAGGUAUUGCAUACAAAAACGUUACAUUAAAUAACUUGUGUUACAGUGUUAAUAUACCAUUAGUAACAGUGUAAUAGACUAGGUAAACAAUAUGAAACAACACAAGUACUGAAUGUCAUUGGGUUAGUGUCAACCAGCAUAUUCUAUUUUUAUUAGUGCUGCAGUAUUUAAAGGUACAUUAGUCAGGAUUAAAGAAACACCACUUCUAGUAAGUAGGUGUACACAACAGUGGAACGAUUAAAUGCUGUAAAUGUAAAUGUAAAUGUAGGUAAAGUGUUGCUAUAUCUCGAUACCCGCUAAAUUUCAUAGAUAUAUUCUGGAACAGUGAACUUAAUCUCUCAGUCAGUGACCAUAGGGAAAUUUACCAUAGUUAUAAAGUUGAAUUGGCCUGAGAAAUGAUCUCUAACAUAGCAAUUGGACACGAUUUUACUCUUUGGACCUGCCUUCCCCUGGAAAAUAAUUGAUUUAUUCUAUUUGGCAAAUUAUGACAUACGAUUACAUUUCAUUACAUUUUUUCAGACAGUUAUUAUAUAAUCAUAUCACCUAAGUUCUCUACAAUUUCUUCUUGGUAUAGCAGUAUUGUUUAUUCAUAACAGGAAAUAAACUGUUUUUGCUGAAAA